Messenger RNA from Necator americanus (New World hookworm), 477 nucleotides. RefSeq lists its product as uncharacterized. The transcript has a single exon. The record is from RefSeq and is a predicted model, not a curated record. Lineage: Eukaryota; Metazoa; Nematoda; Chromadorea; Rhabditida; Ancylostomatidae. The coding region runs from base 1 to 477 and encodes 158 amino acids.
AUGUGGGCAUCUUUGAGACCUCGAAUGGAAAUCAGGGUGGACGGACAACCGAUCGAUCUUGUCGAUGAGUUCUGUUACUUGUGCUGUAUGCCGAAGAAGAAUGGUAGUUACAAGAAAGAUAUUCAGCAAAGAUGCACCAAGGCCAUUUCUGCAUUUAACUCCUCAACGAGAUCCCUGUGGAGGACCUUCAUCACCAACGUAGUCAAGCCACGAGUCUGCCUAUCCGCAAUUCCCCCCAUCAUGGUGUACGGAUCAGAGACUUGGGCAGCAUCAUCUACGAUGAUGAAGAGGCUUGAUCGCACGGAGAGGAGGCUGCUUGGAUGGUUGCUCGGGUACAUUUGGCCUCGGGUAUCCCACAGUAAAAAUCUUUGCGCGGAAGUUGUGGUAUGCAGCGGGCGACACAUGCAAGAGCGAGCAGAGUUAUUUUCAAAGACGGGGCACUACGGCGAAGAUGAGGGUAGUCGCGUCAGCCGAUGA